AUAUCGUUUCUUAAGUCCUUGUCGUGCAUCCCAAGUUAUUUGUGUGGUCUACAAUUGAAUUGUUCGGAGGUGAUAUCUCAAGAUUUGUCGCUUAUUGAAAAAUACCAUGUCGUCACACGAAAGGUCGGUAGGGUUCUAGAUAUAUCCGAUGAGGAGCAGCAGAUUGAGAGUCCUGUCGUCUUUGGCUAAUCAUAAGUUAAACAGACAUCUUUCAUCAAGCUCAGUCUCCAGCACAACCCCGCUGAAAAAAACCCACAGUAAUAUAUCCACGUACCAGGAAGACGAGAGAUCUCAGCCAAAAUUAAAGUUAUUCGAAAGUCCUCUGGCUCAUGACAGACGAAAAUACUCGAUUACCCCUACGCCCCCGAGUGCCAUCCACAACAUAUCUGGUCCUAUUAAUAUCGCUCGAAAACAAUCAUACGACGAAUUAGCCGAAAAUCAGUAUGAUGAUAGAAAGAUCGACCCUUUCCCAAAGGAUGAUGCGGAAGAAGAAAUGUUCGAAACUCCCGAAUUUCGAAGAUAUGAGGAGACAACCAAUAUGGAACUCUUCUAUGACCUUUUCUUUGUUGCGAAUUUGACAACCUUCAACGAUGUUCACGAUGUCAAUGAGAUUGAUGCACUGAAGUCAUAUGCAGGGUUCUUUUGCAUUCUUUGGUUCUUAUGGUUACAAGUUAGCCUUUAUGAUGUUCGUUUUGUUACGGAUAGUGUAUUGGAGAGGAUUGGAAAGGCGUGUCAAUUUGGUGUUAUGAUUGGGUUGGCAAUUGUCGGACCGGAUUUCAAUUCAUCAGACCAAAAGCCCGGAGCUUUUCGUUCAUUGGCAAUCAUUUUAAUGUUCUCACGGCUUGUCUUAAGCUUUCAGUAUUCAGUUAUACUGGUAAGCUGCUCCGGCCCUUUGAUAGAAAACUCCGUAGCUAACCAAAGUCCAGUACCACGUUUGGUAUUAUAAGAAUUCCAAAACUCCACUCUUUCUUGUCGUUGUAGCAAAUUGUAUAGCUGCAAUGAUAUAUUUUGCUACUUUCUUGUUCGUCACUCGCCUAUUCUUAUACAUCAUUUUUAGCUAAUAGUUCCAUAGUGGGUUCACGAAGGAAACAUCUAAGACUGGAAAGGUGUUUAUUGUUUGGUAUAUCGCGGCUAUAAUGGAGACAGCCGUAAACAUUGCUAUAUCAUCGAAGUGGAAGGUCUUGAGCUUUAGAGGAUCCCAUCUCGUCCAAAGAAUGACUUUACUGACUUUGAUUAUUUGUGAGCACUGGUCUUGAGACACAGAUGAAUGAUCACUAACUCUUGUUGCAGUGGGGGAGGGUGUCAUUGGAGUUAGCAAAAGCAUCGCGGAUGUGAGUUCCUCAAAGCUGUUGAUCAAUGGCUGUGAUUUAUUGACUUUCAUAUAGAUUGCAGAACAGGAGGAGUCAUGGACCGCACCACUAAUUCUCACCAUCGUAUCAGCCGUUGGAAUCAUUGUAUGUCUCCCUUUCUCACUCUUUUCGCGCAACCACUGACUAUGCCAACCAAGUACUUCCUCUACAUGCUAUAUUUUGAUUGGCUCAACCGAUCCCAUUUCGGCUCCAUGCGUCAACAAAUAUGGGCAUUUUUACACUUUCCAUUCCAUCUCGCACUAGUUUUCCUCGUUGAAGGUGCUGCACAAUUUAUUCGAUGGCGAAAAGUUGUCGAAGUAAUUAAGUGAGUCCUUCAACUCAACACGCCUCCUCGUCAAGGCCUCCGAUAUUAAUAUCCCCAAAGUCUAGUCAGCAAAAAAUAUGUGGAUGACUUCAAGAAAAACCCAGCCAUCGAUAGUCUCGACCUCAAAACACGCCUAACAAACAUCACUGAAAAAAUCUUUGAGAAAUUUUCACCAGAGUUCACACAAACGUUUACGGAUACUGAAAAGGCUUUGUUCAAUAUUGGCAACGCAACAUUUAAAUCAAUAGAACAAUUGGGAAAUAUUACGACUUUAUUCUCUACCGUUCAAGAUUCCUUGUUUGAUAAUUUUGGAAUUGAUCCACCGGAAAGUGAUAAUGCAGUCACGGAUCCCAACGAAGAAUGGAAUGAGAAUUUAGGGGUUCUUGCUCUUGUGGUAGGUUUAAUAAGCUCUUAAAUCUCUUUUUCAUCAUCACGCAUCACUUAUCAGCGAGCACUUUUUAUCCCUCACCCUCACUUCAAUAACUCCCCUCUCCAUUCCCUUAACACCAACUCAAAAAUCCCAAAUCAGCCGCACUAACCCAGGUAGUUUACAUAUUUCUUCCUCGCCUCAGGUGUAACCCUCAUUCUAAUGAAUAUUCUCAACAUCCUCAGCCGACCCAAAAUGACCCGCGCAGAUAAAAUCCGCAUAGCGGUUAAUUUCGUCCUUUCUAUUACAUUAGCCGGUCUAGCAGGUAUCUCGAAUACAAACUCCGGAUUCGCUUUUGCGCAGAGUGCCUGGGUUUUGCCAAUUGUAGCGGGAACUUAUUUUUUUGGUAUGUCUCGUUUUCUUUGAUUUCCUCUUCACGCAUGGUAUACCGGCUGGGCAGGAGUUGGAAAAUGCGAGAAUGAUUCAUUUUGCUAAUUGUUGGUGUGUUAGUUAUGUUGUUGGGUUAUACGAAGUUGUUGUGGUAGUUGUUAGAUUGCGGAGUUAUUAGGAAAGAGAAGGGUGAAUCAUUGAUGUGAUGUGAUGGGUACUUACUAGGUUUAGUGUUUGAUGAAGGGCUGGCUAAUGGGUUUGG
Molecule: messenger RNA, 2693 nt
Organism: Sclerotinia trifoliorum
Lineage: Eukaryota; Fungi; Ascomycota; Leotiomycetes; Helotiales; Sclerotiniaceae
Source: the annotation of a GenBank genome assembly